Molecule: messenger RNA, 1785 nt
Organism: Morchella importuna
Lineage: Eukaryota; Fungi; Ascomycota; Pezizomycetes; Pezizales; Morchellaceae
Exons: 7
Coding region: 1-1785 (594 amino acids)
Source: RefSeq, a predicted model, not a curated record
AUGGAGCAUCCACUUUACCCCCCUAGGAAAUCACCAUUCGAGCGUGUCUUAAGUCAUUUCCCAUUUGUUGAUGGUCUCCUCGCUCAAUUGACUACGGUGGAACUCCUCCGCCUUACCAAUGUCUCACAGACAGCUCGCACACAAAUUUACGGCCACACACCCUCGUUUCGUGUUUUUAACUUUGUCCGCUUUUGCCAAGAGGGGGACCACCGUACUCUUCCUAACCUCUGGCCCCAUAACGCAACAAACAAGCUGCGUGAUUGGGAAUACGACAAUAGUGUUAAAAAAUAUCCAUAUAUCGACGUGAAUGAAUGGGAAUGUAAUUGCAAAGUUUGUCGUUAUUACAGUCAUUUGGAGUAUUGUAGGGGUGAUCCUUUGCUUGGGCAGGCGCGCCUCCGGACCGAAUAUUAUUACAGAGGUCUUGACUCUACUAAGCUUCUUUCAACUCUCAGAAGAUUACCGGAUAGUAUGCCACUGACUAUACUUAUACUUGAUGGCACUGAUGUGGAUAUGUAUUUUGUGGAAGAAUGCUUCAAGACUACAUGGGGUGGUGCUUGGUUGAAAGAGUUGAGUUUGAGGAAGUGUGCAAAAAUCGAACAUGUCGAUCUCCUGGAAUGGCUUAGACCCGCCUUUUAUAGAAACGUGAUUCAUGGAUUGCGAGUUUUGAAGCUUUGGGGUUGCGGCACAUUGUCUCCAAAGGGUGCCUUUAAACCUUCAUUGGCCAUUGGGAAUUCUGCUGGGAAUCAAUUAAAUGCCAGUGCUAUAAAUCUACCACAAAACGAUCUUUCCGGCAGUAGCUCAGAUGCGUCAACGCCUAUCAACACCGAGACCGCGGCCGCACCCCCGAGCUCGGGGAGGGCCAAUCAUGCAACUAUCUCUCUCACUUUGUUAUGUCGUCGAGUGGGGAUAAGCCUCGAUAUUGGACUUUGUAUGAUGAAGCAACAGUGUGUCAGUCUACAAGCCAUUGAACGUGCAUACGCUGCCCAAGACAUACUUGAUGCUAUAGGCGGUGUCAUGGGUAUUCCACCGCAUGUGAGGGACAACCAGCUAGCCGAUUUGGUUGUACUAGCUGAAAAGAAACCAAUAAAGAGGAAGUGCUGUGUGACAGGAUGCAACGUGGUUAUAGUGAAGGCCCUGUGUAUGAGCUGUGAGGAAAACAUGACCUGUCAGAAGUGUCAGAACUUCUAUUGCCAACACCAUGCUUCGAGUGAAUACCUGGAUUUGCUCUGCCCUAUCUGUGGACCCUGCUGCAAAAACUGCUUCCUUACAUAUUCGACCGAAUGCAGUGAAUGCGGCCAACAUUUCUGCAACGAGCAUUAUCCUAAUGGGAGGUGUUUGAUUGAAUUGGAUACUGUCACAGGGGAUCUUUUGCUUAUAGAUGAAAGCGAGGUUAUUGCGGAGGAGAAAAUGGUCGAAGACGGGCAAAUAGAAUAUCAGGACCUAUUUCCUGGACGAGGGCGUAAGAGAUAUGAAAAGUGUAAGGACUGUGGAGUGAUAACCUGCCGGGAAUGUAUCGAUGAGGCUGGUUGGCAAUACUCCAUUUGUAAAACUGCGUUUGGUCUGGGCUGUGGGGGAAUAAUCUGCGAAGAAUGUACAAAUCAUUGUGGGUUUUGCGGCGCGGUAGGCUGCGAAUCUUGCAUGACGAAUCCGAGAGAUGACUGUAUAUUCGACGACGUCUGGCCAUGCCGUGGGUGUGCCAUACCAGAAGAAGAGGCCCGUCAAUUGAUAGGGCGAUUGAUUCAGACAAGGAAGACCUUGAGGACCCCGAUAUGGUACCGGAGUUAG